AUGAGCUUUCGACCGAAGCGUGGCGGGUCCCUUUCGCUCUGCUCCUUGGUAAUAGUUCUUUUGAUUUCCACGCAGGCAGCAGCCCUCUUCUGCGGGGAUGACAACUGCUUCGAGCUACUGGGAGUGCGUCGCAAUGCGACGAAGGCUGAGGUACGGCGUGCAUAUCGACGUCUCUCCGCCGAAUUACAUCCAGACAAGAGGCCAGGGGUUGAAGGGGCCGUAGAGGAGUUUGCAAAGAUUGGAACUGCAUAUGAAACACUGACAGACAAUGAGAAGCGUGCGAAGUAUGAGGAUUUCUUGGACAACCCGGGAAAGUACUGGCAAUACCUGAUGGACAACGCCAAAGAUGUAUACGCCCCGAAAUCCAACGUAUAUUUCGUUCUCACGGGAAUAGUUGGUAUUGUCACGCUUCUUCACUGGCUGAAUAUGAACUAUUCUUACAAACAGACUCUUCAAAGAUUACGAGAAUCUCAGGAGUUCAAGAGGGAAGUCUCACGUCUAGUGAAAUCAAAGCAGGCGAAGACAAAAGAAGAGGCUGAAGCCAUGAUCAAUCUCGACGUCGUGGGGCUUGAAGAGCCGGACUGGCGAAAUCUGAUAAUCUUCAAGCUAAUGGCUCUACCGGGCUGCGUCGCAAGAGUAAUGCUGUGGAACAUUAAUUGGAUUGUCGCAUACAAGAUUCGAAAGCAGGAGUACUCAGACAGUGAUAAGAUUUACCUGAUACAAAAGAACAUGAAGCUUUCUGACCAAGCUUGGGAGAGCCUAUCUGUUAAAGAUCAGCAAUUGUAUGUCAGUGAGGAGCUUUGGGACUCUGAAAAGUAUGAAGAAUUUGUCUUCAGAAGAAGGAUUGAGCUUAACAAGGCAGGCAAGAACAAGAAGAAGAAGAGGCAUACGCCAACCCCAUACUCAGAAGUCGAGGAAGUCACAAUGUCCGACUAGGCAGUUGUAGUCGCGCUUCGGAAAAUUGACGUCAUCCCUGGUUAUUUGGGAACUCAAACAGACAGUGUUCGUGCUGCUGCAGCACAGCACAGCUCUUCGGCAUUCGACCAAAUUUGUCUAGCCUGUUACUAUCUCAUGUUCAUAUAGAUUGGCUCCGCAGCACCCGCCUUCUUGUCCACGAAGAACUUAACAAGCUAAUACAGUAAAAUCACGCGUCCCUAAGAAAGACACUUUAUGCAUGCUGGGAACGCAGUGCUUGGAAA
This is a messenger RNA of Chondrus crispus (carragheen), 1199 nucleotides long. RefSeq lists its product as hypothetical. Gene Ontology annotation, cellular component: endoplasmic reticulum membrane. Gene Ontology annotation, biological process: protein folding. The record is from RefSeq and is a predicted model, not a curated record. Bases 1 to 936 code for a protein of 311 amino acids. The transcript is spliced from 2 exons. NCBI's taxonomy places the organism in Eukaryota, Rhodophyta, Florideophyceae, Gigartinales, Gigartinaceae.